AUAGAGGCGGUUCGACUGUCAGCUGUGUUCCCUGUUCUCUUCAAAAGUCGGCUGUUGUUGCUCUGAGUCCAAUGGAGAGAGCGGCAGUGGUUGUGUUUAACCUGAGGAGUGUGCUCCGCGGUGCCGGGGGAGCGGAUCCUCUCUGCGUUUGACGGCAACCGCAGCGCAAGUUCGCUCCUUUGUGCACUUUGGCAUCGAUGUGUUUCGGGUAUCCUUGGAGCCGGCGCCAGAGUGUUUUCAAACCCCGUUCAACACGCACACAACCUCGCUUUCAGUAUUUCUUUGUCACACACUGAGGCUUCGAGCGUUUUAUGGAUGCCCCGACCACCUCGAGACGAGUGAGCCUGGCUACGACGAAGACUUGUUGCGCGUCUCCGGGGAGCGCACCAGUCCAUUUUUAAUCCAAGCCGAGAUUGUACCUGCGUGCGAUGCAUUGAUUUCAACAGUGAGUCGUUUCGGUGGAGCGGGAAAGGACUCGUAGCCUGAGCCAACACGGCUUGCUGCUCAGUGACCAUGAGAAUCUGUUCAUAAUUAACGAAACAAGGGUGAUUAGUUUUCUCGGGAGUGACAAAGCUGCUGCUGAACGGCUGAUGCGUCAGGAUCCAGUUUCUCCUUUAAAUGGCACCCGCGCACAGUCAAGUCAAACUUUAAUCGGCUCAGAUCCGACGAUUUGAUUGAUUUUUGCUUUUCCAUAAUCGACCCCUACUUGUCAUCGAAAUGUCUGAGCGUGAUGGGUAUGGAGACGGGCUGUGUAGCGACGGAGCGCCUGACUGCAUCCCACCGAGAGCGUCCCGCGGCCGGCGCAGCGGAGUCAUCCUUCCCGGUGGUGGCCAGGACACUGACACUAAUCUCCUGGAGUCGGUGAAGGCAGCCCCACGCCGGAGCAGUAUCAUUAAGGACCCAUCGGUGCAGAAGGUGAGUGGAAGCAGGAAGAAGACAGUGUCCUUCAGUAGCAUGCCCUCUGAGAAGAAGGUGAGCAGUGCAGCUGACUGCCUGGCCUUCAUGCAGGGUGGAUGUGAACUCAAGAAGAUCCGGCCCAACUCCAGGGUGUACUGCCGUUUCUACACCCUGGACCCAGACCUCAGCUGCUUGCGCUGGGAGCCGUCUAAGAAGGACGGGGACCGGGCUCGGCUGGAUGUCUCCAGCAUCCGGGAGGUUCGCACCGGGAAGAGCACCGAGACAUUCCUCCAUAAUGGACCUCUCUCUGAACACCUGGCUGAGGAAGCAGCCUUCUCUAUCAUACAUGGGGAUGACUACCAGUCUCUGGACCUGAUUGCAUUGUCCGCAGAUGUGGCCAACAUCUGGGUGACUGGUCUUCGCUACUUGUUGGCACCCCUCAGUGAUUGGUUUGCCCAGGUGGAUGAAGAUGGCUACGGCAUCGUGUCCGAGGACAUAGCAGUCGCCACCAUCUGUAAGCUGUGUCCCGGCAUCAAGGAAGCCAAGGUACGUCUGCGUUUUAAGGAGAUCCAGCGCAGCAAAGAGAAGCUGACCUCCCAUGUGACGCUUGAGGAGUUUCAGGAGGCCUACUGCGAACUCUGCACUCGCCCCGACGUCUACUUCUUACUGGUGCAACUGUCCAAGGACAGAGAGUGUUUGGACCCUCAGGACCUCCGCCUCUUCCUGGAGACGGAGCAGGGUUUAUCUUUGGCGACAACCGAGGGGUGCUGGGAGAUCCUCAGGCGCUACGAGCCCUCAGCCCAGGGCAGGGAGAGAGGGCUGCUGGGUCUGGACGGAUUCGCCCGCUACCUGCAGUCCCCCGAGUGCCAGCUGCUUGACCCUGAGCAUCUGGGGGUUUGUCAGGACAUGAAUAUGCCUCUGUCGCACUACUACAUCAGCACCUCGUACCGCUCCUACCUGCUGGAUGACCAGGUCCACGGCAGAGCAGACAUAGGAGGGCUGAUCAAGGCCCUGCAGUCCGGCUGUCGGUGCCUGGAGCUGGGUGUGACUGAUGGCCCAGAGGGGGAGCCUCUUCUUGGUGUCGACUAUGGUGCAGACAUCCCCCGCCACCAUCACCACCAUCAUCAGAACCAUGCACCUGUCACUAUCCGCUCUGCUCUGGAGGUAGUCAAUAAGUACGCCUUCCUCACGUCUCAGUAUCCUCUCUUGGUGUACCUGUGCCAGCGUUGCUCUCCUGCCCAGCAGCGCACCCUGGCACAGCACCUAAAGAAAGUGUUUGGCUCCUGUCUUUACACUUCAGAGGGCCUACCUGUCAGCCUGGGAGGGCGAGCCACCACCCUGCCCUCGCCAGAGCAGCUGAAGGGGCGCAUCCUUAUAGUAGCGAAGAGGCUCCCUCCAGAGCAGGAAGGCUCUGAUGGGGAGGUGUCUGAGGAGGAUGAGGAGAUCGGAGGAGGAGGGCCACUGGCAGGGCGACGAAUGACCAUCCCUGGUGAGGAAGAACUGGGUGUCGUCUUGGUGGUGCCUCCACCCUCUCAACCCAGGAAGCUGUGCCUCAGCAAAAAGCUGUCAGACCUGGUGGCGAUCGCUCGCACCGGCAGAUGCCCAAAGACCCUGUCACAAACAGGCUCACCACCUUACUGGACACUGUGUUCCCUGGGUGAGGGAGAGGCCGGGCGGCUGACCAGUGAGAGCCCAGAAGACCUGGUUAUGUUCACCAAGCGCACCCUAACCAGGGUACGACCCAGCUCAGUGCGUCUGGACUCCAGCAACCCUAAUCCACAAGGAUACUGGAAAGGAGGGGUCCAGCUCGUAGCCUUGAACCAGCAGACCCCCGGUGCCAUGCUGGACCUUCACCGCGGUCGCUUCUUACAGAAUGGAGGAUGUGGGUAUGUUCUGCGCCCUGCUGUAAUGACGGAUGAGGUGUCCUACUUCAGCGCCCACACGCAGGGAUGUGUGCCAGGAGUGCCACCCCAUACUCUACGGAUUAAGGUUAUCAGUGCCCAUAACCUGCCCAAACCUCAGGGGUCCGGGGCCAAAGGAGAGGUCAUUGACCCGUAUGUGGUUCUGGAGCUGCAUGGUGUGCCAGCGGACUGUGCUGAACAGAGGACGCGCACUGCUGCUCAGAACCAGGACGACCCGCUAUUUGAUGAGACCUUUGAGUUUCAAGUAAACAUGCCAGAGCUGGCCUUGCUGCGCUUCGUGGUAUUAGACGACGACUACAUUGGAGAUGACUUCAUCGGCCAGUACAGCGUGGCCUUUGAGUGCCUUCAGCCUGGCUACCGUAACGUACCCCUGCUGGGCCUGGCUGGAGAUCCCUUACCCCAUACCAGUCUGUUUGUACACGUGGCGGUCACCAACCGGCGAGGAGGUGGGAAGGCCCAGCGCCGAGGUCUGUCAGUGAGGAGGGUGGGAAGACGGGGCCGGGAGUACGUCACACUAAGACACACUGGCAUCAAGGUGGUGGAUGAGGCGUUCAAACUGGCAGGUGCCCCCAUCAAGGAGGCGACAGACCUGCGGGAGGAUGCUCAGAGCACCACCACCAGUUUCAUCGAACAGUGUGGGCUCCCCAUGGUGGCCAAACUGAAGCAGUGCAUCCAAAGCCUGGCCACCAGACUGCAGAGCCCAGAGGGCACUAUGGGGGCCACCAUGGUGCUGAAGGAGGGCUACCCAUGUCUGGAGCCCCUGGUCAACCUGUCAGAGCCGACACGCAAGCUGCUCAGCGCCUACGACACGAUGAUUGCUGCCCAGAAACAGCUCAUCGAGAACGCAGAUGCUGUUCAGGAGAGGAUCGCCCAGGUACAGAGAGAAGGCAUGGACUUUCAUGAGGAUCUUUCUCGACUGGGGGAGAAGGAGGGGCUGAAGGGACGCAAGCAAAGCAAAGCUGUGGAGAGUUUCACCUGGAACAUCACUGUCCUCAAGGGGCAGAGCGAUCUGUUACGGGGAGCCAAGGUGGAUUCCCUAGAUGCCCUGAGGCAGCUGGCUCUGGCCUGUGAGGCCUGUGGACUCACCUCCUCCUCUUCCCCGAACUCCUCAUCCUCCACCUUCUCCACAGCCGAGCUACAUUACUCCUCCCAACCCAUGUGUGGUCGCCGAAGCAGCACACAUGGCAAUGGACGCAUCUGACGUCCCCCGUAUGCUGCCAAAAAUGAAAAAGAAGUGGACAGAGACAGGAAACUGAAAAUAGAAUCCCCAGAGGAGAUGGAGUGUAUCCCUUUAUCCAAGAGUCUACAAUAGCCUAGAUAAGAGCAGUAUAUCUGUUAAAGCCUUACUGUAAACUCUUCAGUUUAUCACUGUAGGUCCAGCCUACAGAGUGCUUUUCAUGAAUGUCUUAACUCUGUGGUGGAAAAAUGAAGAACAGCACUCAGGUCUGGGAACUUUGUGACAGCUCCUGCUUAAUUUUCUGAGACACGACAUUGUAACUCGGCAGGUUUCUCUCAUUAGGGAGGAAAUCAUAGACACCUGAAUACUUUGUGACAAUGGAGCUGAUGUUUGUUGUUCUACUGCUGUUUCAUUUCAGAGGUACGGAGUGCAGAACAGAGCAGAUGUAGAGCUGAUGGGACAAACUGUUGCUCUGCCUCAGCAUUUCAGUUUGUCUCCUGGGAAGACAGCAAGACCUUGAUAGGUGUAUAAUGUUGCAAAUGGUGGAAAGGAAAAGGUGCCACAGUAUAGGAGAUGAACUUGCAUAAUGUGAUACACAGGUUGAAAUAACUAAUUCCAGUAGCCUAGAUCAUUAGUGUAAUUAUACUUUUAGUAGUAGUUCUCCUACUCUUGCUUUUAGAUAUAACUGCAGUUAAACCAGAUGAAAUUUUGCUGUAGUUAAAAAAAAAAAGUCAUCCUGCACCUAAAGGAGCAAACAAAGGUUUUAAUUGGCUUACGGUAGGAGGAUGACUUGGCUUAAGACAGCUUACAGUAAAUAAUACAGUACUGACAGUUCUGGACAUCAACAUGAAGCCUUUUCUAUACCUGACUGAACACACCUCUCACUGUCUUUGGUCUUUAUACCUGAAAAACGUGUCGGCUGUUCUGACAAAUUUCAAAAAUAGUUUCUGCAUUAAUCUGAAAAAUAUUACUAAGGUCUUGCAACUCUGAACAUGCACAUGUCUUCAGCUAAGUGAAGCAGAAGUGAACACACGGGUUCUUGUUAUCUCCUCUUUGAUAACCUCUGUCAUAUUCACCUGGAGAGGGGGCAGCUGAAACACGAGGAGAGACGUGUGGCGUGUGUUGAUACUGUAACUAGUACUGCAUGUCCGUAGUACAUGUGUGGAUCACAUAAUGGAGGCUCAGAGUUUGUACAUGUGUGUAUUUGUGUGUAGGAAGAGCAGAGUCUUGCAGCGUCGUUCAAGUACACUGUAUUGAAGUAGCAAUAAUUACAGUUACAAGAAAGUCAGCGAGGCUGUAUAACUUAAUGUGUAUUGACUGAAUGACUGAAAACAAUAUAACUAACAGUAUAACUCAAUGAAGCUUAUAAAUGU
Molecule: messenger RNA, 5369 nt
Organism: Monopterus albus (swamp eel)
Lineage: Eukaryota; Metazoa; Chordata; Actinopteri; Synbranchiformes; Synbranchidae
Gene: plcl1
Product: phospholipase C like 1
Biological process (GO): gamma-aminobutyric acid signaling pathway; regulation of synaptic transmission, GABAergic; release of sequestered calcium ion into cytosol
Molecular function (GO): phosphatidylinositol-4,5-bisphosphate phospholipase C activity
Source: RefSeq, a predicted model, not a curated record